Plasmodium fragile is the source of this 3909-nucleotide messenger RNA. RefSeq lists its product as uncharacterized. Gene Ontology annotation, molecular function: RNA binding; 5'-3' RNA exonuclease activity. Gene Ontology annotation, cellular component: nucleus. The coding region runs from base 1 to 3909 and encodes 1302 amino acids. NCBI's taxonomy places the organism in Eukaryota, Apicomplexa, Aconoidasida, Haemosporida, Plasmodiidae. The record is from RefSeq and is a predicted model, not a curated record. The transcript has a single exon. Gene Ontology annotation, biological process: nuclear-transcribed mRNA catabolic process.
AUGGGAGUACCCACCUUCUACCGAUGGCUGGUUACGAGGUAUCCAAAAAUAGCCAAAGCCACCUACGAAACCAGAGACAGCGAUGUGUAUGCAAGGAGAACGAAGAUUCAGGAGGGACAACGUGAUGGUGAGGGGAAGGCCACCUAUAGAGUACCAGAUUUAAGCGAUUAUGUGAAUAACACAGAUGAAACCCAUUGCUCAGACAACAUAAAUGGCUACUUUGAUAAUUUGUAUCUCGAUAUGAACGGAAUAAUCCACUUGUGCUCCCACAGUGACAAUAGCAAGAGAGCCAAAAGUAAUGAAGAAAUAUUUUUAAAUAUUUUUUUGUAUAUAGAACGUUUGUUUGAUAUAAUUGAGCCAAAGAAACUUCUUUACAUGGCCAUUGACGGAGUAGCUCCUAAGGCCAAAAUGAACCAACAGAGGAGUCGAAGGUUUAAGUCUAUCCUCUGCUCAGAAAUUGAAAGAAAAGCAUACAUCGAAUUGAGGGAAAAAUUUUUAUCAGAAAAUCGAGUAGUUCCAGAAGAGUUCACCUUCUGGGACAGUAACAUUAUAACUCCAGGGACUCAGUUCAUGUAUGAAUUAUCAGUUGCUUUGAAAUAUUUCGUGGAGCAUAAAAUUACAAAUGAUGAAAAGUGGAAAAACAUUGUAGUCAUUUUUUCCGAUGCUAAUGUUUGUGGAGAAGGGGAACAUAAAAUAUUUAAUUUUAUAAAAUCACAGAGGGCUCAAGCUGGGUAUGAUCCUAACACAAGACAUGUAAUCCAUGGGAUGGACGCCGAUUUAAUUAUGUUAUCUCUAGCUAGCCAUGAACCCUAUUUUUACAUUUUAAGAGAAAUAAUUAUCCUAGAUUCGAAAGGAGAAGAGAAAGUUCAAAAGGAAGAAUAUGUAGGGAUGCUUAAGAGCAAACAGGAUUUACCCCUCUGUACUACCCACAUGAGAAAAACAAAAAAAAAGUAUACCAAAUAUAACGACCCACAUUAUGCUAAUAUAAACAGAAGUCACAAUUGUUUAAUUAAUAGUGAGAACUGGAACGAAUUGCAAAUUUUGGACUUGACCAUUCUGAGGGAGUACUUGUCCAAGGACUUCUUCUUCGAUUCUUCUUACAACUUAGAAAGGUGUAUUGACGAUUUUAUUUUUAUCUGCUUUCUUUGCGGAAAUGACUUUUUGCCUCAUUUGCCUUCCAUUUCAAUUGCUGCGGGGAGCAUAGAUCAGCUAGUUCUACUAUACCAGAAGGUGCUGCCUGUGCUGGGGGAUUACCUAAUUAACGAGGGAAAGAUUAAUUUGAAGCCCUUUUCCAAAUAUGUGUCUUUCAUCGCGGAGGUAGAAAGGGAAACGUUCAUUUCGCAGUACGAUUUUAAGAAGAAGAGGGAAAAGAGGGACCAGCAGAAGGACUCCAUGAAGAGAGUUAAGUGCACCGAUGAGCAAAAUGAUGGUUCAGGAAACAUCGCUUCCAUGCUCGCGAAUGCUCCGGGAAACAGUCGCGAUUAUGAUACUGUGGCGGGAGGGGAGGCUGGUAAUUCAAAUAGAGGAAGUAUACAAUUUAAGGACGGCAACAUGAGGAGGGGCAGCGGUCAGAGUGACACCAUGGGAAUAGCUACACAAGCGGGGACAGCAUCAGCAAGCUCACUAGCCUCUGGCGCAUCGCCACCCGCACCUGUGAAUAAGAAAAUGCUCUACGAGUCCAAAAUACAAAGUAUGCAGCCAAUCAGGAAUUUCAAGUUUAAGGAAAAGAAGGGCGAGAAGAGCAUCAACUUCCUCGUACGCCCGGCGUCGUCUUCCAUUGCGGAGGAGGCGCCCAACAACGAAUCGUCCACUGUGCAGACCGCGGUUGAGGAGGAAGUGUCUGCGUCGUGGGAGGAGAUACAAUGUAAGGAGGAAACUAAUGGAGAGGCGGAACAAUGUAAGGAAGAAUUUAAUGAGGAGGCGGAACAACCAUAUGGGGGCCCUCCCCCCAAAGGAGAUCUCCAGUGGGACAUAGAAGAUGAGGAAACUAAACGGAUCAACGAUAUUAACGAGUUUAACAUGCUCCUUAAAGAGGCGAUCAAAAAGGCAAACGAGUGUGAAAACCCCAAAGAGGACGUAGAACUUGGAGGAGAUGAAAACCCAGAAUUGAUUAGAAUAAAAUACUACAAGUCCAAGUUCCAUUUGGAUGAGAGUGAUUAUGUAGAAGACUUCGUGAAAGAAGUGGUAUACAAAUAUAUUGAGGGUUUGGCUUGGGUACUUUCAUAUUAUUUUCAAUCCUGUCCGAUGUGGCAUUGGUAUUAUCCUUACUAUUAUGCACCCCUGUCAUCAGACUUAAUUAUUGAUAAUGUGAAUUUUACCUUCCAAAAGGAUGAACCCAUUCUUCCCCUGGAGCAACUACUCUGUGUGUUGCCAUCUAAUUCUAGUCACUGCCUACCUAAGGGGUACAGAGAAUUAAUGGUGCGACAGGAUUCCCCCAUUAUUGAUUUUUACCCCAAAACAUUUAAGGAGGAAGAAAAUGGGAAGAAGUACAAAUACCAGUGGGUUAUCCUACUCCCAUUUGUAGACAAGGAAAGAAUUAUUAAACAUGCUAGAGAACUUAAUGACACCUUGACUGAGGAAGAGAAAAAGAGGAAUCGUAGAGGGAUGAACAAAAUUUAUAUGAACUGUUCACAUUCUCUUUCGAAGCAAAUUACCAAAUCGAUAAAGGCAUACGUGAAGAAAAUAAAGGGGGAAGGUGAAAAGAAGGACGAUGCUGAUGCCAGUAACACAGCCAAUGUCGGUGAGAAUGCGGCCGCUGGAAAUAGCAUCGAGGAAGAGCCGCCUGCCGUUAGCGGGGAACCAACAAACGUGGAAGAAGCCGAUGAGCAGCAACAGAAAGGAGGCGGAAACACAUACGAUCAGUUUUUUAAAAACAUGAAUCUAACCAUCCCGAUAAGUAACAACCGAGACAUGAACCUCUUUGGCUAUCUCAAUUGCAAGCACGAAGACAGUGAUGUUAACAUUUUAAAGAAAAUUUUUAAAUUCUCGUCCAAUUUUUGCACCACAUGUAACAGCGCUUUCUUUGUCCAACCCGAACUUAUAAAGCAUCGCUCAUCGCUUUUGCCAAAUCAUAAGAGACCAAGGAAGGUGCUCACCGUGGUUGACAUCAACAACGAGGAGAGAAAACUCAGGUUCAACGCACCCGCGGCGAAGAGGAUGAUCUUGAACAGUCUAAGUACGAACCACCCACAUAUUUACUCCUACGCGAGGGGUAGUCAGCCCAGAAGUCAUGUCAUAAAUUACGGCGGCGGAGGUUAUGGUGGAGGAGGUUAUGGGGGAGGUGGUUACGGUAACGGUGGCUAUGGAAGUGGUGGCUACGGCAGCGCCAAUUAUGGAGGCCACGUUGGCCGGGAUCACCGAAACAACUACGCGAACGCAAAUUACAGCUCGCACAUGGGUGCCCCCAAGAACCACGCUUCCUACCACCACGGCCAAAAUUAUCAGAGCCACCAAAAUCAUCAAGCAUAUCAAAAUCCCAAUUACGGCAACAAUUACCCGCCAGCGAGCUACAAAAACGUCGUCAUGCACAAGGUUCCAAAAAAUGUAGCCGCGGUGCACACCUACGACAGCAAAAAGGAAAGCAGCUAUAACAACGCCUACGACAAUAGCUAUGCAUCCCAUAGAAACCCGUCCAGCAGGGAAAAUCCCUAUUAUGACGCUCCCUACAAUACUUCCCACAAUGCGAGAUACAAGAACGAGAACCGCGGCGGGUACGGCAGUCACGGGGGGCACGCCCAUGGUAGUCACAAACACCACGGCGGGUACGGAAACUAUGGCAACCAUAACAACGAAGUCAACCAGCACAAGCGAGACACCUUCAAAAGCAACGCGCAAAACGGUGCUCCAGGGAUUAACAAGAAGGCCAACUACAACGGCAGAUCCGUGCCGUACAAGGACAGGGAAUAUUGA